GAGCAGCACCAACACGCUCACCGUGCGUGUCUGCACCUGCGACCGCGAGGGCAACAUGAAGCUGUGCAACGCCGAGGCGCUCACCGCGAGGGCGGGGCUUAGCACCGGCGCCCUGGUGGCCAUCUUGCUCUGCGUCGUCAUCCUGCUCAUGAUCGUGGUUCUGUUCGCCGCCCUCCGGCGCCGGCGGACGAAGGAGCCGCCGCUCGUCUCCAAGGAGGACGUCCGGGACAACGUGGUCAGCUACAACGACGAGGGCGGCGGCGAGGAGGACACGCAGGCCUUCGACAUCGGCGCCCUGCGCAACCCGGAGGUGAUGGAGGCGACGGAGGCGACGGAGGAGAGGAAGCAGCGGCGGGACAUCGUGCCCGAGGCCUUCUACGCGCCGCCCGCCAACGCCCGGUGUCCGGCGCCGCCCCCGAUGCGGCGCGACCACAACGGCGACGUGAGGGACUUCAUCGGCCAGCGGCUGCAGGACAACGACGGCGACCCGACGGCGCCGCCGUACGACUCGCUGGCCACGUACGCCUACGAGGGCGCCGGCUCCGCGGCCGAGUCCCUCAGCUCGCUGGGGACGGCGAGCAGCGGCGGCGAGCAGGACUACGACUACCUGAGCGAGUGGGGGCCGCGGUUCAAGAAGCUGGCGGACAUGUACGGCGGGGGGGGCGGGGACUCGUAACGAGAAGCAAAAGCACGUUCAAAAGAAAACACUUGUUUGUUUUUCUCGUCGGGCAGAGCGCGGCGCGCUGAGUGGCGUAAAGAAAAACUAAAUGGUGGGAAAAGGACGUUUAUCCACGAGCUCGUCGCCCCCUGGUGGCCAGAGGCAGAACCUCGUGUGAACGCUGUGGUAGUUGUGUUGAUUCGUGUGUGAAAAAAGACUCAAAUAUUUCUUUGUCUUUAUUUUUAUUUGAUUUUAUUUUUUCCUUCCAAAGUUCCGAGGACCAAUAGAAACGCUCCGUUGGGUCUUCAGUGUUUACGGGACAUCAACAAACAAACAUGCUGCAUAUUGUGACUUCUAUCGUUGCUUGUGUACGUGAUGCAAUACGCUGUUCAGUGUGUGUGUGUGGGGGGGGGGGGGGCUCUUUUAUUUUCUUCUAUCGUCCGAAUUUUCACAUUAACCGCUCUUCUUCUUCUUUUUCUUCUUCUUCCUCUUCUCCUUCUUCUUCUUCGUCUCCUUCUCCUACUUCUUCUUCUCCUUCUUCGUCUCCUUCUCCUUCUCCUUCUUCGUCUCCUUUUUCUCCUCCUUCUUCUUCUCCUUCUUCUCCUUCUUCUUCUCCUUCUUCUCCUUCUUCUUCUCCUUCUCCUUCACGAUAUUGAAUCGACUUAGGUAUCUGGAGUCUUGAUUAGGCCGAAAACAAACAAUGAGAAAAAACACCAGUUGGUCAUUUGUUGUUGUUGUUGUUGUUGUGUCUGAUUUUUUUACCUUUUUGAGGUGAGACGAACACCAGAUAUUAAGGUAUUGAGCCGAAUGUCUUCAGAAUUAUUAUCUUUCUUCUUCUGAUAAAUUAAACACACACACACACAGAGAGAAGACGUGUUCCUCUCUCUCUUCUAUUAGAUCCUGUAAUCUAAUGAAGACUUUUUCAUUCUUAUUAUUAUUUCUCGCGGCUCUUUGAGCGUCAGAUUAAAAGUCGGUGAAACUUUACCGUCGACAUUAAAUCAUAAAAUAUUUUUCUUUCCUUGAAAAUUAAAUAGAAUCGGUGUGUUAAUAAUUGAGAUCUUCAGAGCCACAAGAAGCAUAAAUAAGCUUAGAAAUUGACAAAAUCUUCCCCCAAAAAAUUGCCUUAAAAUUAUAAAAACAAACAAACAAACAAAGCGGACGUCUGGAGACAUGAUUUUUUAUUUGGGGUCAGAUUCUCACAAGAAAACAACAACAACCCAAAUCACCUUUCAGAUGUCAUCACAUUACACGAAGAAAAUAAAUAUAUUAAAGAGUUUUCCUUAAACUUGUUGGAUGAAGAGAAUCCUCCUCCUCCUCCUCCUCAUUACUGUAGCCGUUCGUAGUGUUGGAACUGAUUUCCUGAGGGGGGGGGCGUGGCUUAUCAAGGGGCACAUGACCUUUGGAGCGGCGUCCAAUGAGGCUCUUAGGACCCGGAGGCGUGUCCUCGUCUCUCAGAGAGAAGGUCAAACAGAAGGUCAAACACACAGAACACACACAGGGUGUUUGCAAAGCAAAUAUUAAUUUACUCCCCCCCCCCCGGGAAAAGUUUGUUUUUUUAAAUAGAGAAGGUGGGCGUGGCUUGAGGCUGAAACAAGCUUUAAGACUAAAAAGAGACUUUGACCUUUAUUUUGAAAAUCGGUAACAAGAGCGUUUGUUGGUGAGACAGUUUCAGACUGUUGGAACUCACCGGAACGACUUCCUCCUCCUCCUCCUCCUCCGGUCCACCAAGAGAGGAAGAAGACUGCGCCGCCAUCUCUCCUUCUUCUUCUUCUCCUCCUCCCCCCCCCGGCGGCGUCCUCGCUGUGUUCGGUGUUGCCGCCACGUGAACCCGGUAGACGAUGUUGGUGACCGUGUGGUGUUGAGCCGUGGCGUUGUGUCAGUGUAUAGAACCCCCCUCCCCCCACACUUAGGCCCCGCCCAUCGACCUGCUUUGUAAAAUGUGAUAUUUUGUACUGAAUAUUUAUAUGACAAUUAAAUAUCUUUACAAAU
This is a messenger RNA of Pseudoliparis swirei, 2647 nucleotides long. Its product is annotated as cadherin-6-like. The coding region runs from base 56 to 676 and encodes 206 amino acids. Gene Ontology annotation, biological process: adherens junction organization; homophilic cell-cell adhesion; cell morphogenesis. The record is from RefSeq and is a predicted model, not a curated record. The transcript is spliced from 2 exons. Gene Ontology annotation, cellular component: catenin complex; adherens junction. Lineage: Eukaryota; Metazoa; Chordata; Actinopteri; Perciformes; Liparidae. Gene Ontology annotation, molecular function: calcium ion binding; cadherin binding.